Messenger RNA from Hemibagrus wyckioides, 2402 nucleotides. Its product is annotated as choline transporter-like protein 4. The transcript has 24 exons. Bases 136 to 2367 code for a protein of 743 amino acids. Lineage: Eukaryota; Metazoa; Chordata; Actinopteri; Siluriformes; Bagridae. Gene Ontology annotation, biological process: thiamine pyrophosphate transmembrane transport; choline transport. Gene Ontology annotation, cellular component: plasma membrane. The record is from RefSeq and is a predicted model, not a curated record. Gene Ontology annotation, molecular function: thiamine pyrophosphate transmembrane transporter activity.
UCUUUCUAUUACGCUUGAUUACGUGUUGCAAUAGUGACGUGUUACAUUACGGACCUUCGCGUCAGUUAACAUUUGGAUUCAGAGAGACUUGCGAGUGACUUACUUCACUACUCUGCUUUCAUCUGAGCGAUUACAAUGAAAUCACAAAAGAAAAACGAAAAUAAGGAGAGAAAAGCGUAUGGGGAACCUGCCCCAUAUGAACCGACAUUCAGUGGCCCUGUUGGUAAAAGGGCAUUUACUGAUGUCUUGUGCUGCAUCAUUUUCAUUGCUGCUGUGAUUGGCUAUGCCAUCCUUGGUGGUGCAGCUUGGCUUUAUGGAAACCCCCAGUACAUCAUCUAUGAGCAAAACUCUGCUGGAGGGUUUUGUGGAAUUGGACCCAAUGUCGACAAACCCAGUGUGUUUUAUUUCGACGUGCUGAAGUGUGCUUCAGCGGUCAAUGUAACGGCUGUUACAUUGAAAGGACUUCAAUGUCCAACAACUCAAGUGUGUGUUAAGCAGUGCCCCUCGAAAUUUUGGUUUUUGCCCCCUGAUGCGUUCGCUGCAGGGGCAAAGCCAAGUGACUUCUUCCAGCAGGAGUUUUGUGACCCCAGUUUGGACCUUGCCCGGACCAAACUUACAGUGAAAGAGAUCCUGGAUAAAGAGCUAUGCCCAGCUUAUUAUACACCAAGCAUAUCUGUUAAAGGAAAAUGUCUGCCCAGUUUUGAUCCAGAUAGUGUUCCAUCAGACUUCACUGUCCCUGGAUCAAAUAUGACGGUUAAAGAAACAGUAAAGAACAUAAUGGACGCUACAAGCGGUCUCAGAUCAGGAUUUAAUGCCAAGUCCAUAAAAGUCAGCCUCAUCGAGGACCUCGCCUUUUCGUGGUAUUGGAUAUUAAUAGGUCUGGUGGUUGCACUGGGGGUCAGUAUGGCGCUGCUCCUGUUGAUGAGAUGUUGUGUGUCAGUGGUGGUCAUAAUCCUCAUCACUGGCGUUCUGUCAAUCGGAGCAUACGGCAUUUACCAGUGUUACCAGGAGUAUCAGAAAAAUCUGGGCUCACCGAUCACACUUGGUGACCUCAGUCUUCAGUCCAAGCUGUCUGAUUUCCUUCAAGUAAAGGAGAUCUUGCUGGCUUGCUUGGUGAUUCUGUGCCUGCUGGAGUUUCUCCUGUUUGUCUUGUUCGUAUCGUGUUUAAGAAAAGGACUCGGUAGGGCUUUGGCAAUGAUGAGGGAGUGCAGCAAGGCAAUGGGUGUGAUGACGUCUACAAUGACAUACCCGUUGGUCACAUUUCUGCUGGUCAUACUCUGUCUGACCUUCUUUGCAAUCACUAGCGUAAAUCUGGCAACUUCUGGAUCGCCAUUAUACAAAAAAGUUGUCUUGGACUCAUCAAAUGCCAAGUGCAGUGGCAUCACAGGCAAUGAAAAGUGUGACCCAGAGACUUUCAAGGCAUCAGACUACCCAGAGUGUCCUGUGCGCUGUGUAUUUGUUGAAUAUGAUGAUGAAGGAGGAUUUUUCCCGAGACACGCACAAUACCUGCAGAUUUAUAAUUUGCUGGCAUGUCUGUGGUGUCUGCAUUUCAUCAUCACACUUGGCCAGUGCACACUAGCAAAGACCUUUAGCAUCUACUACUGGUCUUUGAGUAAACCUCAGAAUAUUCACCGAUCUGUUGUUUCCAAAGCGGUUUUCAGGAUGUUAAGGUACGUUACAUUCCUCUCUAUUGGCCCUGUGAUGGACUGCCGACCUGUCCAGAGAGACGUUCCUUUCUGGUACCAUACCGGCUCCAUGGCGUUUGGUGCUGUCUUCCUCACUAUGUUCCAGGGCGUCCGGAUUGUUUUGGAAUAUCUCAAAGAUGUGACUAAAGGUGGACGAAUAUGUUGCUGGAUUUGCUUCCCGCUGAAACUUCUCCUAAAACUCUGCUUCUGCGCUUUGGAUAAAUUCAUCAAGUACUUUACCCGGAACACCUACGUAAUGAUGGCGUUAUAUGGAGACAAUUACUUCAUUUCGGCUAAGAAUACUUGCAUGCUCUGGGGAAGGAACAAGGACCAGGUGGUGAUUGUGGAGCGGAUUACAGAUUUGCUGCUGUUUUUUGGGAGACUGCUGGUGGUUGGAGCAAUAGGUGUCCUAGCCGUCUGUUUCUUCAAUGGAGACAUAAGAGUGUCAGCAGAUAUUUUCCAAGCCGACGUGCUGAAUUAUCGCUGGAUGCCUAUUAUUGUGGUGAUGGUGGGAUCAUACUUCAUUGCUGAGGGCUGCUUCAGCGUCUACAGCAUGGGGGUGGACACGUUCACCCUCUGCGUCAUGGAUGAUCUGGAGCGCAAUGAUGGAUCAUUGCAGAGACCUUACAUGUCAAGGAGCAUGAUGCAGAUCUUGCAACAGAAGAGAGAUUCCAAUGUUUGAUAUAUACAGUAUCCCACAAAAGUGAAGAACACCCC